This is a messenger RNA of Fulmarus glacialis (Northern fulmar), 519 nucleotides long. It is a transcript of the gene DPH2, whose product is annotated as DPH2 homolog (S. cerevisiae). The record is from RefSeq and is a predicted model, not a curated record. The annotation marks the transcript as partial. Lineage: Eukaryota; Metazoa; Chordata; Aves; Procellariiformes; Procellariidae. The transcript is spliced from 3 exons. Gene Ontology annotation, biological process: protein histidyl modification to diphthamide. Gene Ontology annotation, molecular function: 2-(3-amino-3-carboxypropyl)histidine synthase activity.
GCUGUGGGGAAGCCGAACCCCGCCAAGCUGGCCAACUUCCUGGAGGUGGACAUCUUCGUCCUGGUGGCCUGCGCUCAGAACUCCCUGCUGGACUCCAGUGACUUCUACCGGCCUGUUGUGACCCCCUAUGAGCUGGAGCUGGCCUGUAACCCAGCCCGCGAAUGGACAGGGAACUACCUCACUGACUUCCGAGACCUGCUGCCAGGUGCUUGGGCGCAGGUUGAGCGCCCACCGGCUGUCCCUGCAGCGGAGGCCAUUCCUGACAUCUCGCUGAUCACAGGGGAAAUGCGUGCCACCCACCUCUGUGACCCCCCGGCCCCUCAGCUGCCCCCCAGCACCACCCUGGCCUGCAGGGACCAGUCGCGGGCCCUCGCGGAGAUCAGCCCUGCUGCCUCCUUCCUGGAGUCCCGCAGCUGGCGGGGCCUGGAGCAGCAGCUGGGGCAGACGCCCGUCUCCAAGGCUGUGCAGGGCCGACGAGGGAUUGCCAUUGCCUAUGCGGACGGGCGCAAGCAACCCUGA